Mercurialis annua (annual mercury) is the source of this 3472-nucleotide messenger RNA. RefSeq names its product kinesin-like protein KIN-14R. The record is from RefSeq and is a predicted model, not a curated record. Gene Ontology annotation, biological process: microtubule-based movement. The transcript is spliced from 17 exons. Lineage: Eukaryota; Viridiplantae; Streptophyta; Magnoliopsida; Malpighiales; Euphorbiaceae. Gene Ontology annotation, molecular function: ATP binding; microtubule motor activity; microtubule binding. The coding region runs from base 165 to 3338 and encodes 1057 amino acids.
CAUUUUAGAAUUCAAAUUUGAACAGAAAACAUCUUCAUUUAUGGUCAUUACAAACAUUUCCUCUCUCUUAUUUCUUUCUUUCAAACGUUUUCCUUUCGCUGAAAUAACAAAAAGCCAGUUUAUUUUCUUCUGUGGAACAAUUUUAAAACCUUUCGUUGAUCUUCAUGGAGGAUAUGCAAUUAGAAAAUCUUUCCCCAAAUUCUAGGGUUUUUGAGUGGGAGAAAGAUGUGAAAUUGGAUCAAGAAAUCAAAGAUUCUGCAUUACGUGAAGAUUGGGGUUCUUUGGUUGAUUCUAUGCUUUGUGACUCCAAUUCCAGACUAAUCCCAUCUGGGUUUUCAAAACCCAAUUGCACAGAUGAAUUUGUCCUGUUUAUAAAUGCUGGAAGUGAAGCAUCAACUGAAGCAGAUUCCGAAAUCAAAUUUCAGGGUGACUCUAAUUUUGAAGGAGGAAAUGUUUUGAGAACCAAUGAGAAGAUAGAUGAAGCUGGAGAUUACCCGUUCAUUUAUCAAUCUGCUCGGUUUGGAAUCUUUUCCUAUCGGUUUGAUAAUCUUCCCUCUGGAAACUACUUUGUUGAUCUUCAUUUUGCAGAGAUUAUAAACACCAAUGGGCCUAGAGGACUUAGGGUGUUUGAUGUAUUCAUUCAAGAAGAAAAGGUCUUAUCUGAAUUCGACAUCUUUUCGGUUGUUGGCGCCAAUAAGCCAUUGCAGUUAGUUGACUCGAGGGUCUCUGUGAAGGAGAAUGGAACUGUUUUGAUAAAAUUUGAAGGGAUUAUUGGUAGUCCAGUUGUCAGUGGAAUUUGCAUAAGGAAAGCAUCAGAGUCGUCAGUACCUUGUCCGCCGCAGGAUUCUCUUAAAUGCAACAACUGUGAUGCUGAUAUUGAAGUUUCUUCAGUUAAGAAGAAAUUCUUGCGAACAAAAGCUACUGACAAAUAUGAAAAAAAGAUACAAGAACUCAUUGCUGAAUGCCAGCGCAAGACGAAUGAAUGUCAUGAGGCCUGGAUGUCGCUCACUGCUGCAAAUGAACAACUGGAGAAGGUGAGAAUGGAACUUGACAACAAGAGUCAUCAGUCACGCUGUCUAGAUCAAACUGUAGGGCAACAAGCUGAGAAUCUUAGAAAAAUUACGAGCAUUUAUGAACGUGAUAAAGAGUACUGGGCAGCAGCAGUUAAGAAUUUACAAGAAAAAGUUAAGAUGAUGAAAGAAGAGCAUUCUAGGCUCUCCCAUGAGGCACAUGAAUGUGCUGAUUCCAUACCUGAGUUGAGUAAAAUGGUGACAGGAGUUCAGGGAUUGGUUGCCCAGUGUGAGGAUCUUAAGGCAAAGUACAGCGAAGAGCAAGCUAAGAGAAAGGAGCUUUAUAACCAAAUUCAAGCGGCUAAAGGAAAUAUUCGGGUUUUCUGUCGCUGCCGCCCAUUGAGUAAAGCAGAAUCAUCAUCUGGAUGUACAACAGUUGUUGACUUUGAUGCAGCAAAGGAUGGAGAUCUUGGUAUUUUGGCAGGUGGCUCGACCAGAAAGACAUUUAAAUUUGACCGAGUGUACACACCAAGAGAUAAUCAAGUUGACGUGUUUGCGGAUGCCUCCCCACUGGUUCUCUCUGUACUAGAUGGAUACAAUGUCUGCAUUUUUGCGUAUGGUCAAACGGGGACAGGAAAGACAUUUACAAUGGAGGGGACUGAUCAGAACAGGGGAGUUAAUUAUAGAACCCUUGAGCAAUUGUUUAAAAUCGCUCAAGAAAGGAGUGAUACUUUUUCAUACAGCUUAUCUGUUAGUGUGCUUGAAGUCUAUAAUGAGCAAAUCAGGGACUUGUUGGCUACGUCUCCAACGUCAAAGAAGCUGGAUAUAAAACAAUCAUCUGAAGGGUCUCAUCAUGUUCCGGGGAUCAUUGAAGCUAAAGUUGAUGACUUCAAGGAAGCCUGGAAUGUACUGCAGGCUGGAAGCAAUGCUAGAGCUGUUGGAUCCAAUAAUGUUAAUGAACACAGCAGCCGAUCACACUGUAUGCUAUGUGUAACGGUAAAAGCAAAGAACUUGAUGAAUAGUGAAUGCACCAAGAGCAGACUUUGGCUUGUAGAUCUGGCAGGCAGUGAGAGGCUGGCCAAAACUGACGUGCAGGGGGAACGACUAAAGGAAGCUCAAAAUAUUAACAGAUCUCUCUCUGCUCUUGGGGAUGUUAUAUAUGCUUUAGCAACUAAAAGUACUCAUAUUCCAUACAGGAAUUCUAAGUUAACACAUUUACUUCAAGAUUCAUUGGGGGGUGACUCGAAAACUUUGAUGUUUGUGCAAAUUAGUCCUUCAGAAUAUGACAUGAGUGAAACUUUGAGUUCAUUGAAUUUUGCAACUCGAGUUCGAGGGGUUGAGUUUGGCCCUGCAAAGAGGCAAAUUGAUUCGAAUGAGCAUCAAAAGAUGAAAAUGAUGCUUGAUAAAGCAAGGCAGGAUUCUAAGUUGAAAGAUGAAUCGCUAAGGAAGUUGGAAGAGAACCUACAAAACUUGGAGAACAAGGCAAAAUCCAAAGACCAGGUUUACAAAAAUCUGCAAGAGAAGAUUAAAGAACUUGAAGGUCAGCUUGAAUACAAAAGUUCCUUGUAUAGCCAGACAGAGAAGCAAGUCUCACAGUUAGCAGAAAGAUUGAAAGGAAAGGAAGAUUCUUGCAGUGGUCUGCAACAGAAGAUCAAGGAACUCGAGAACAAGCUCAAAGAACGACAACUGUCGGAUACUGCUGUUUUUGAACAGAAGGUUAUGGAUCUCGAGAACAAGCUCAAAGAGCAAGCGCAGCAGUCCGAGUCUCAUUCCUGCACCCUUCAACAUAAGAUUAAGGAGCUUGAGGGAAAAUUGAUGGAGCAGGAUCAUAACACUGAAGUAUUUUUACUUCAUCAGAAGCAGAUUAAAGACCUGGAGAACAAGCUGAGAGAGCAACUAGAGUGCAGACAAGCUCACGAUACUCCUGGUAUCGCAAGGGAUACGGCUAAUGAACAAAAAACUUGUACAAAAGAUGAAGAAAUGUGGAACGAUGUGGAAUCUCAUAUCCUGAGGAGUUCAAACUCGAUUAACAAGCGGCCACUAAGUCAGGGGGCGACAUUGCAGAAAGGAAAUAAUGAAAAUAGUGUGCAUGAUCAUCAGAUGAGAAAGAAGAGACAGCCCAGAAAUGGUGAAGUAGAGAACAAUAUCAUUAUGUUCAAUGACAACUGCAGAAUCAGAAAAUCGGACCCUCCAAAAAUUGGCGGAGUUACGAGAGCAACAAAGGCGGUCACACCGGGUGGUCAUGGACCGUUGAACCACAAGAGAGUUGUUAGAGAUCAAGGGCAAGGAUUUAGGGAGAGGGAUGCUAAGAAAAAGAUUUGGUGUUAAAUCUGUUCUGUUGCUUGAAUACCACUCAAUCAACACUAAUUGAUUGAUUUAUUGUCUUGUUUUUGUAUUUAGAUACAUAAUGUCUGGUUUUUUCAUUUAGAUUCUUAUGUAUAUUUUAUCCUCGAAAGUAUAAU